Messenger RNA from Caenorhabditis bovis, 3363 nucleotides. The record is from the annotation of a GenBank genome assembly. NCBI's taxonomy places the organism in Eukaryota, Metazoa, Nematoda, Chromadorea, Rhabditida, Rhabditidae.
AUGUAUCUAGAUUCCGGCUACCUCCGAUUGCUCAAACCGGAUCCAACAAAAUUCGCCUCUAGAAUCAAGUCGAGAUCUAAAAUUGUUGCACCUUACUUGUCUUUUGAUAGUGGAAUAUUUCCGAUCUGUUUGAUGACAUCGGUCAUUGAACACCUUUCAACGCCCUCGAAAGCGCUAGAUUUAGAAAACCAGCCACCUGCCAAACGAGCGAAGAACGACUUAUCUUCUGAAACGGAAUCUGGAACGAUACAAAUUCCUUCUUCAAACGGGCAACAACAACAAGGCAACUCUAACAAAAUGGAAGAAGCUAACAAAGCCAACAUAAAUGUCUCGGAUGAUCUUGAUAAAAAUCUUUAUUCACGGCAAAUUUAUACCCUUGGAGAAUCGGCAAUGGUUAAUCUAAGAACUGCAUCGGUUUUGAUUUCGGGCAUUGGUUCCGUUGGUGUCGAAAUAGCUAAGAACCUAAUUCUUGGAGGAGUACGUCAUGUGACUAUUCAUGACGCAAAAACAACUGAUUGGAAUGAUUUGUCUGCGCAAUACUAUCUUCGUGAGGAAGAUAUCGGACGGAAUCGUGCUCAAGCUUGCUUUGAGCGCCUUGCUGAGCUAAAUGACAGCGUCAAUGUCGAAUUGUGCAUAGAUCGUUUAUCAGAAGAUUUAGUGAAGAAGUUUGAUCUGACUAUUCUUACCGACGCUAGUAGAAACCUUCAGUUGGUGGUAUCUAAUUGGACCCGUUCAUAUAAUCGCAAACUACUGGUUGCUGAUGCUCGUGGCGUAUUUUCGUACAUUUUUGCCGAUUUUGGUGAAAAAUUUCGCAUUGAUGACCCGAACGGAGAGCAAGCACGCGAGUUCUUUAUAGAACACAUUGAUCGCGCGACCGGAGAUGUCACAACUUUGGAUAAUUCAUUCCAUGGUCUUGAAGAUGGAGAAUAUGUGACAUUUUCUGAAGUAAAAGGGCUCGAUGGAAUAAAUGACCUGAAACCGGUCAAGAUUACCGUAAAAAAUGCUUCGAAAUUCAACAUUGGAACUGUUGCUAAAGAUUUUCCUGAGUACAUCGAGGGUGGACGUUGCAAGCAAGUGAAAAUGUCAACAUUCACAGACUUCAAACCUCUAGAAAAAUCAUUGAUGGAGCCUGAGUACAUAAUUUGGGAUUUUGCCAAAUUUGAUUAUCCCGAUAAAUUGCAUUCGUUGUGGUCCGCGCUAUUUUCGUUUGAGGAAAAGUAUGGUCGGAAACCUGCUCCUCGCUCAGAAUCAGAUGUUGAUCUUUUGAAAAACGAGCUAGAUUCUGGAAUACAAAUCGACGACAACCUUGUACGCUUGUUUUCGUUUUCAGCUCGGGGAAAUUUAGUGCCCAUCGCAUCUGUUGUUGGUGGAAUCGCGGCGCAAGAAGCCAUGAAAGCGGUCACGCAUCAUAUGACUCCUCUGAAACAAUGGCUAUAUUUGGAUCACAUCGAAGCAUUGCCGGGUGAUUGGACGUCAUUCGACAAUUCUAAAUUGUCAGAAACAGAUUGUGCUCCUAGACAGUCAAGAUAUGACGGACAGGCGGCUGUUUUCGGUUGGGAUUAUCAAGAAAAUUUAUUUAAACAAAGAUGGUUCGUCGUUGGUGCUGGUGCGAUUGGCUGCGAGUUGCUAAAGAAUAUGGCAAUGAUGGGAAUAGCUUGUGGUGAAGGAGGUCUCAUAAAAAUUACUGAUAUGGAUCAAAUCGAAAUUUCAAACUUGAACCGACAGUUUUUGUUCCGAAAAAAGGAUGUCGGGGGAAAGAAGUCAGAAUGUGCCGCUCGUGCUGUAACAUUGUUCAAUUCCGAUGUGCAAAUUCAAGCUCUUUCGGAAAGAGUUGGGCCAGACACCGAGAACAUUUUUGAUGAUGCGUUUUUUGAGGAAUUGAAUGGGGUCGCGAAUGCAUUGGAUAAUAUUGAUGCCAGAAGAUAUAUGGACCGCCGCUGUGUUUAUUAUCGUCUUCCUCUUCUUGAAUCGGGAACAAUGGGAACUAAAGGAAAUACACAGGUUGUGUAUCCUUUCUUAACCGAAUCAUACAGCUCAUCGGUAGAUCCACCCGAAAAAGAAAUUCCUGUUUGUACUUUGAAGAAUUUCCCCAAUGAGAUUCAACACACAAUUGCAUGGGCUCGUGAGCAAUUUGAAACUUUCUUCUCGUCUCCAUCCGAAACCGCGAACAAAUUUUUGAAAGACGAACGUCUCUUCAAUGAUCAUGUUGAAAAGCUGAUGGUUGGACAGCAGAUUCAAGUUCUUGAACAAGUGAAAGAGGCAUUAAUCGAUGGGAAACCUUCUUGUGCGGAAGACUGUAUUCGAUGGGCUCGUCGGCAAUUUCAGGAGCUUUAUCAUAACAACAUUGCUCAGAUGUUACAUUCUUUCCCACCUGAACAAUUGACCGAUCAAGGGGCUAAAUUUUGGUCUGGAGCGAAGAGAUGUCCUCACGUUCUUAAUUUUGAUCCGUCAAAAGAAGAACAUUUCAACUUCGUUUAUUCAGCUUCAAUUUUAAGAGCCGAGAUGUACGGACUUCAACCUAUUCUCGAUCAUGAAACCGUUAUUCAGAUUGCUCUUUCUGAAACACCAGAGCCGUUUAAACCGAAAGCUGGCGUUAAAAUUGCUCUUACUGAUGCUGAAGCAAAGGAACAAAACACACGAGGGGAAGAUAUCGGAGAUGAUGACGCUGCUGUGGAAGCAUUAAAAUUGAAACUUGCUCGAUUGAAUGUAAAGGUAUUCCCGAAGUUGAACUGUAUCGAUUUCGAGAAGGAUGAUGAUACAAAUCAUCACAUGGAAUUCAUUACUGCGGCUUCGAACCUUCGAGCAGAAAAUUACGACAUUCAGCCAGCUGAUAGAAUGAAAACGAAACAAGUUGCUGGAAAAAUUAUUCCUGCUAUUGCUACUACUACUGCCGCAAUAGCUGGUCUUGUAUGUGUAGAGCUAUACAAAGUUGUAGACACCAACGGACUUCCAAAAACACCGAUUGAGAGAUUCAAAAAUUCUUUCAUCAAUUUGUCAAUGCCAUUCUUUUCCUCUGCUGAACCUAUUCUGGCCCAAAAGAAAAAGUAUGGAGAUAAAGAGUUUACGUUGUGGGACCGAAUCGAAAUUAAAGGCCCACUUAAUAUGCAAAUGUUUAUCGAUGAAGUUCAAGAAAAAACGGAUUUGGAAGUUUCUAUGCUCUCUGCCGGUUCUUGCUUGCUUUAUUCAUUUUUCAUGCAGCCUGCAAAGCGAGCACAAAGAAUGACAACUGAUCUUAAAGAAGUAUACGAAGAACUUAUGAAAAAGAAGCUCGGAAGUUACGUUCGCCACAUUGUUCUUGAACCAAUGAUGACCGACAAAGAUGGCGAGGACGUCGAAGUUCCUUAUAUUCGCUAUUCAUUGUAA